This is a messenger RNA of Aspergillus melleus, 1809 nucleotides long. RefSeq lists its product as uncharacterized. Bases 1 to 1809 code for a protein of 602 amino acids. The record is from RefSeq and is a predicted model, not a curated record. The transcript is spliced from 3 exons. NCBI's taxonomy places the organism in Eukaryota, Fungi, Ascomycota, Eurotiomycetes, Eurotiales, Aspergillaceae.
AUGCUGCUGUUCUCGACCGCUGACGGCCAAUGCCUUCCUCCGUCCGGCUCUUGCCCUGGGGCUGUCCCGAUUGGGAAGUCUGUCGUGCCCGGCAGUGCUGUUGCGAUCGUCAAAGCUGCUCCCACUCUUUCCACUGCGGCUGCCCAAUCUGGAGAGGUCAGCCUGACCGUUCCUUGUCAGCCGCUCUCCUCUGUUGCCGAUCUCACUGUGCUGCCCAAUCCCUACCAACAGAUGGUGCGAAAAACGACCGCCGCUAUCGUCAUCCUUUCUUCCUUGAUCACCUAUGUUUCUGUCAACAGUCUAAUUCGGGCGAUCAAUCCUGCGGCAUUCAUCUGGUACGACGAGGACAACGACGAGUCGCGCUGGAUCGCCUCGUCUCGUUCGUGGUUUGAUCGGAAAGCUUGUCGGUGGCUCGGAGCUUGCGGCACCGCGCACUUCCGGCUGGUGCGCCCCUACUUCGGCCAGCGGAGGCCCGCCCCGGAGGCCCCAAUUUCGGGGGACCCGGCCGGAUCGGCGUCCUGGCGGGCCUUCUGGCUCAAUGGGGCCAACCAGUCGGACUAUUCGUGGGAUGAGACGGAGCGACCUCGCCGGGAGAUCCCCAACUAUGUUUUCCAGUACGCGCCUUUGGUCCAUCUGUUCUCGGGCGAACAAUUCUGGCCUUGCGAUAUCGCCGAGCAUCUCUACCACACCACGCCGAUGCUGAACUACACCCCCGUCCAGUCGCGAUGGGACCACCCGACGCUCCAGGAUCUUGACCAGCUGAAUCAGUGGCAGGAAGGGCACUACGUCUUUCUGACCAGCGACGACAAUGUCGAAGAUCGUCCGCCGUGGAUCGAGGGAGAGAAAAACAUCCCCAGUUCACCCGAGGAUGACUUGGAGCAGUCCUGGGCCGACUGGGACGGUCGUGUGGACGGGGAAAUCCCCGGCGACUCGCCGGCGGAACGAGCCAAAUGGUACGACACGAACACGCUUCCGACGAGCGAAGAAGACAUCGCCCCGGAAGACAUGGGCUACUUGUCUGCUGAGGAUCCUCUGGCCGAUGAGGGAGUCCGGAAUGAUCUGCGAAAGCGCUACGGCGGGGAACCGGUUCGCAUGCAGGUGACUGGAGGCCGUAGCGAGGCGCCGGCUGUUCUGCUCGUUAUGGACAAAGGGAACGGUAUUGUCGACGCCUUCUGGUUCUAUUUCUAUAGCUUCAAUUUGGGAAAUGUGGUUCUCAACGUGCGAUUUGGCAACCACGUCGGUGAUUGGGAGCACUGUCUUGUACGAUUUCACCAUGGGAAACCCAAGGCGCUGUUCUUCAGUGCUCACUCUGCUGGAGAGGCGUAUAGCUAUGAGGCCGUCGAGAAGAUUGGGGAUCGGCCGGUUAUCUAUUCGGCAGCAGGCACCCAUGCCAUGUAUGCGACCCCGGGAGUUCACUCAUACAUUCUUCCUUGGGGUCUCCUCCACGACCGGACGGAUCGUGGUCCGCUCUGGGAUCCCCUGUUGAAUUCCCAUGCCUAUACAUAUGACUACGACAAUGAUACACUACGUGCGUCCACCACCAGCCCUGACGCGCCCACGGAAUGGUUCUAUUUCAACGGCCAUUGGGGCGACAAGUUCUAUCCCUUGGGAGAUCGUCGGCAGUACCGCUUUGCAGGCCAAUAUCAUUACGUGAAUGGGCCGUUGGGUCCUCGAUUCAAGCACCUUAAUCGCCGCAAGGUCUGUCAGGGCCCCGAUGGGGAUACGUGUGUGAUCAAGAACUAUAUAGGGGAAACGAAACGGGCCAAGCGCUGGGGCAGCUUCGUGUCCGGGACGGAAAGCCUGGUUUGA